Messenger RNA from Heterobasidion irregulare TC 32-1, 929 nucleotides. RefSeq lists its product as uncharacterized. The transcript has 2 exons. Gene Ontology annotation, cellular component: ribosome. The record is from RefSeq and is a predicted model, not a curated record. The coding region runs from base 1 to 666 and encodes 221 amino acids. Gene Ontology annotation, molecular function: structural constituent of ribosome. Lineage: Eukaryota; Fungi; Basidiomycota; Agaricomycetes; Russulales; Bondarzewiaceae. Gene Ontology annotation, biological process: translation.
AUGUCCUCUCUUCUCCAUCCUCGCAAAGAUGACGACCCAUCCGACAAGCUAGUCGAGCUUGACCCAACAGUGUUUGCUCAUCCCAUUCGUCGCGACAUCCUGCACCUCUGCGUAGUUCACUUCCUGGAUUCGUUACGACAAGGCACUGCGAGCACGAAGACGCGAAGCGAAGUGCGUGGUUCUGGUCGCAAGAUUCGUCCUCAAAAGGGUAGUGGUAUGGCACGUCUGGGUGAUGGUCAAAGUCCCAUGCUGCGAGGUGGCGGUGUCGCUUUCGGACCCAAACCGCGAGACUUCAGCACCAAACUUCCUCGAAAGGUUAUCCAGAUGGGUAUGCGGGUAGCGUUGAGUGCUAGAGUGAAGGAACGGAACCUUCGUGUUGUGCAGAGUCUGCAGUGGCCUGGGACGAAGACAAAGGGUAUGGCACAGAGGCUGAAGGAGCUUGGUUGGGAGAAGACCUUGUUCGUUACAGGGCAAGAGACUGUCCCUCAUGGGUUGGCCUGCUCUAGUAACAAUCUCCUCAAGGCGGAGACGGUCACUGUGAAGGAGUUGAACGUGUAUGACAUCGUGAAGUGGCCGCAGGUCGUCAUGGAUGUCGACGCUGUAGAGUGGCUUGAGCAAAAGUUGAGUAAGGCGUUGGGUGCAGAUUCGUCUUCGCUGAUACCAUAGAUCAUUCGACGUUCUUUCCAUUAUACUAUCUUUUCACAUAUGAUAUGAGGGUCGCCUGACGACUUUGGCCUGUAUUGUCAUUCAAUCCUUGGGUCUUCUACCGAAUUAACAUUCAAGAUUGAGAAAGCUAAACCUUUGAGUUCCAACCGUGUAUUUCCAACCAUCAUACAGAUAGUAUGGCUUGACCAACCCAUCUCGCAGUAAUUCGGGCCCUCGGAUUUGUCUAGACACAUUCCACUAAAUAUCAAUUAUUUAACAGCCUU